AUAAAAAUACGCGCGACGAACAGAGCAGCAGAGCACAAACACCCGCACCGAUCCAAGCCAAGCCAGCCCCCUCGGGGACAGCCCACGCUAGAUCCAACCCCGAGUCCCGACGCCGCGGGCGAGGCCGACCAGAUCCACCUCGCCAGGCGGCGCGGAUGGCGGCAGCAUCGGCGGCGGUGAGGAUGCUCCCCGACGGCGGCGCCGACGACGAGGAGCGGUGGCUCGCCGAGGGCAUCGCCGGCGUCCAGCAGAACGCCUUCUACAUGCACCGCGCCCUCGACUCCAACAACCUCAAGGACGCGCUCAAGUACUCGGCGCAGAUGCUCUCCGAGCUGCGCACCUCGCGACUCUCACCGCACAAGUACUACGAGCUCUACAUGAGGGCGUUUGAUGAGAUGCGGAAGCUGGAGAUGUUCUUCAGGGAGGAGACCCGGCGGGGUAGCUGCUCCGUCGUUGAUCUGUACGAGCUUGUUCAACAUGCUGGCAACGUCUUACCGAGACUCUAUCUCCUGUGCACAGUGGGAUCUGUGUACAUCAAGUCGAAAGAGGCUCCUGCUAAAGAUGUUCUUAAAGACCUCGUUGAAAUGUGUCGGGGCAUUCAACAUCCUCUUCGUGGUCUUUUCCUGAGAAGCUACCUUUCUCAGAUAAGCAGAGACAAAUUGCCAGAUAUUGGUUCCGAGUAUGAAGGGGAUGCUGAAAGCAUUAAUGAUGCAGUUGAAUUUGUUCUUCAGAAUUUCAUAGAAAUGAACAAACUCUGGGUCCGGAUGCAGCAUCAGGGGCCUGUCAGGGAAAAAGAAAAGCGGGGGAAGGAAAGAAAUGAACUGCGUGAUCUGGUAGGCAAAAACCUUCAUGUACUUAGCCAGAUUGAGGGUGUUGACCUUGAUAUGUACAAAGAAACUGUGCUUCCGAGGAUAUUAGAACAGGUGGUCAAUUGUAAGGAUGACCUUGCACAGUUCUACCUGAUGGACUGCAUAAUCCAAGUCUUUCCAGACGAAUAUCAUUUACAGACAUUGGAAACACUAUUGAGUGCAUUUCCCCAGCUACAGCCAAGUGUUGAUAUCAAAACAGUACUGUCGCAACUUAUGGACAGAUUGUCUAACUACGCUGCCUCAAGUCCUGAAGUAUUGCCAGAGUUCUUGCAAGUUGAGGCUUUUGCGAAGUUCAGUAAUGCUAUUGGGAAGGUGAUAGAAGCCCAACCUGACAUGCCGGUUGUUGGAGCAGUAACUCUAUAUGUGUCGCUUCUGACAUUUACUCUCCGUGUACAUCCGGAUCGGCUUGAUUAUGUUGACCAAGUGCUGGGUGCAUGCGUCAAGAAACUUUCAGGCAAGGCAAAACUUGAAGAUAGCAGGGCAACAAAGCAAAUUAUUGCACUUCUUAGUGCUCCCCUGGAAAAAUAUAGCAACAUUGUUACUGCAUUGGAACUUUCAAACUAUCCUCGAGUUAUGGAUUAUCUCGAUAAUGCUACAACCAAAGUGAUGGCUGUGGUAAUAAUUCAGAGCAUAAUGAAGAACACAACUUGCAUAUCUACUUCUGACAAGAUCGAGGCACUGUUCGAUUUAAUUAAGGGGCUUAUAAAAGAUAUGGAUGGGGCUCAAGAUGAUGAGCUUGAUGAAGAGGACUUUAAAGAGGAACAGAAUUCCGUAGCACGCCUUAUUCACAUGUUGCACAAUGAUGAUCAUGAGGAGAUGCUGAAGAUCUUAUGUACCGUUCAGAAGCAUAUACUUCUCGGAGGACCCAAGCGGCUAACUUUCACUGUACCUUCAUUAGUAUUCUCCGCUCUCAAGUUGGUUAGGCGAUUACAAGGUCAAGAUGGAGAUGUCACUGGGGAGGACGUGCCUGCAACUCCAAAAAAAAUCUUCCAGAUCUUGCAUCAGACUAUUGAAGCGCUUUCAUGUGUUCCUUCUCCCGAGUUAGCUCUGAGACUGUAUUUGCAGUGCGCAGAGGCUGCCAAUGACUGUGAUUUGGAACCAGUUGCUUAUGAAUUCUUUACACAAGCAUUCAUUUUAUAUGAAGAAGAAAUUGCGGAUUCAAAGGCUCAAAUAACAGCAAUUCACCUAAUCAUUGGAACCCUUCAGCGAAUGAAUAUAUUCGGGGUGGAAAACAGAGACACCCUCACCCAUAAGACAACAGGGUACUCAGCAAAACUUCUCAAGAAGCCUGAUCAAUGCCGAGCAGUCUAUGCGUGUUCGCAUCUUUUCUGGACUGAUGACCAAGAUGGAAUAAUGGAUGGUGAAAGGGUCCUCCUUUGUUUAAAGCGUGCCUUGAGAAUCGCAAAUGCUGCGCAACAGAUGGCUAAUGCAACAAGGGGAAGCAGUGGAUCUGUGACUCUAUUUAUCGAAAUUUUGAACAAGUACUUGUACUUCUUUGAGAAAGGAAUCCCACAGAUCACAAAUACUGUGAUUCAAGAUUUGAUCGAAUUGAUUAGGACUGAGCAGCAAAGUGACAACGCUGUAGCUGAUCCAUCUACGGAGGCCUUCUUUUCUAGCACUUUACGGUACAUUGAAUUUCAAAAGCAGAAAGGUGGAAACAUAGGUGAAAAAUAUGAACAAAUAAAGACAAGCUCAUGAGUCAGAACAAGCACGGCACCAUGACAGGUUUCGAUUUUGUCGAGAGAAUUGAGUCUCUUUUUUUUGGCAUGGUUCAGUGAAGUAGGAACCAUCGGUUUCAGCUGCUUUGGACCAAAAGAUGUUUAUACGAGCUGUUAUUUGCAAGUCUCACGGUCCGAGUGGGUCUGCUCAUCCAUUGGCAACACUGUCGGGUUUAGUCAGGUGGCAAUAAGCUCGUGCUUUGGGGAGCACAGGUCUGUACAGGAUAACUCAUGUUUAUGGUCCGGUUCUACUUCGACAAGUGUGUCGUAUAUUUCCCCACCUUCUGCAAAGCGUAUUGAUUUUAGGUUCCUGUAACAUUCGAGGACAACUCUUUUCUGACUGGACUAUUGAUUGGUUAAUAGCGAUCAGUUGCGAGCAACUUGAACAUGUUGGAUGCCCGUUCGUUGGCAUAUAUUGUUACAAAUCAAUUGGCCACGUGCGCCCGACAUCACUGGGCGAUGGCACUUGGGGAGAACAAACUUGACUAGUUGACUGUAAGUAGACGAGCAAUGCGUUGGUGGCUUGAACUUUUAUCUACUCCAAGUAGUUUUGUUUUUUUAAAUACAUACUAUUUUCUAUGUAUCUAGAUCCAUGUUAUGUAAAUCUAGAUAUAUGUUAUGUAAAUUAUGUAUCUAGAAAAGUUAAAACAACUUAUAAUUUGAAAUGGAGGGAGUAUUUGUGUAA
Molecule: messenger RNA, 3272 nt
Organism: Panicum virgatum (switchgrass)
Lineage: Eukaryota; Viridiplantae; Streptophyta; Magnoliopsida; Poales; Poaceae
Product: vacuolar protein sorting-associated protein 35B-like
Exons: 22
Coding region: 156-2567 (803 amino acids)
Biological process (GO): retrograde transport, endosome to Golgi; intracellular protein transport
Cellular component (GO): retromer complex; retromer, cargo-selective complex; late endosome
Source: RefSeq, a predicted model, not a curated record